Molecule: messenger RNA, 1578 nt
Organism: Trichoderma reesei QM6a
Lineage: Eukaryota; Fungi; Ascomycota; Sordariomycetes; Hypocreales; Hypocreaceae
Exons: 3
Coding region: 1-1578 (525 amino acids)
Biological process (GO): transcription by RNA polymerase III
Cellular component (GO): RNA polymerase III complex
Molecular function (GO): DNA binding
Source: RefSeq, a predicted model, not a curated record
AUGGUUCGCGGAAGAACCACAGCCCGGGGCGUCAGGAGAGGCGGCGCCGCAGCUUCUUCACGGCCGCAGACCGACGCCGACGACUCGAACCACAGCCAGGACCAGCCGGGAGCGACAUCGGCUCGGGCAGCGCGCGCAGCAGCUUCGACCGGCAGAUUCAGGCCCAAAAACGUCCGGCGAGAUGAAUCCGAGCGAGACGCAUUGGCCCAGCAGGAGCAGCAGAAGGCGAGCGAGAGGGAGGCGGACGAGAGGCGCGCCAGAGGCCGGUCACGGUUCCGCAGCAAGCGGAGUCGCGGCGAUGCCAUGGGCAGCAGAGGCGGCGCCUUUGGCCGGCCGGUAGCCGGAGCCAGCGGGCCGUUUUCCUCGGGCAUGGGAGGACCAGCUGGCGGAGGCUGGUUUGGUGCGGGCGGCGGCGGCGGCGGCGGAGGCGGCAGUUUCGCGAGAUCCGGCAAAUUCGAGGCCAAGUCUGGGUCAGGGUAUGGGUUUUCCGGCGAAGGGGGCUUCCGCGAAUCGAGAAUCAACGCCGACAAGCUGCACGCGAUGGCGCACGACGGCGACCUGGACAGCGAGGACGAGGCCAUGCUGAAUGCGCUCCAUUCCCGGACGGGGAGCGUCAUGCCCAUGGGCAUCCUGCGGCGAGAACACAAAGAGGCGCCAGUCAUGGUGGCCACGGCGGCAGAACUGGAGGCGGCAGAAAAGGCAAACGCCAACGCAACGGGCGAGGAGGAGAGCCUCUGGGUGGAUGGCGAAGGGUCAUUACCGCCGGUCGACCAACCUGAAGAGGGCGACUGGAAACGAGCCGCGAGAGUCAAGAAGGAGCCGACAGACGACUCGAUGGACCUGGACGUCGACACGAAACCAGCUACAGACGAGAAGAAGCCGCCUCUGACCAAGGCAAAGGCCAAGAAGCCGGUCGCUCAAGAUCCCGAGGAGAAGAUGAUUCGCACAGACUUGAGCCUCCUGGCCAGCGAGCUGGGCGCCAUCACGAUCAACGGAGACGGCGAAGAAAAGGCCGACGAGACGGCCAACAAGGACGGUCGACUAUACCUGUUCCAGUUCCCCCCGCUGCUCCCCCCUCUGAAGCAGGUUGCCGCGCCCCAGCCUCGCAUCAAGGUCAAGGAGGAGGAGGAGCAGCAGCACGCUUCUGCCAGCCUGCACGCAACGCCCCUCAGCGGAGCCGCCACACCCGUGGACCUCACGCAGCAAGGCGACGGCGAGGAGUCGUCAUCGUCGGACGACGAGGAGGACGAGGAGCAAGAGCGCAGGCACGGCUUCCGGACGCAGGCGCUCUCCAACGGGGGGCUCAUCGGCCGGCUCAACGUCCGGAGGUCGGGCAAGGUGGAGCUGGACUGGGGGGGCCGCAUCCUGGAGAUGAGCCCGGCGGCGGGCAUGAACUUCUUGACGACGGCCGUCAUCGUGGAGGAGUCGGACGAGAAGCCUCAGAACGGCGUGACGACGGGCGAGAGCAUCGGCAUGGGCAAGAUCAUGGGGCGGUUCGUGCUGGCGCCGAUAUGGAGCGAGGAGGAGGAGUGGGAGGUUGCGCCCGAGGAGCUCGACAUUGGGGGCGCGAGCCAAUAG